Bombus impatiens (common eastern bumble bee) is the source of this 6718-nucleotide messenger RNA. RefSeq names its product protein yellow-like. The record is from RefSeq and is a predicted model, not a curated record. The coding region runs from base 356 to 1645 and encodes 429 amino acids. Gene Ontology annotation, cellular component: extracellular region. The transcript has 2 exons. NCBI's taxonomy places the organism in Eukaryota, Metazoa, Arthropoda, Insecta, Hymenoptera, Apidae.
GUCAAACCGCGAUCGUCUCCGCGUGAUGGGCCAUAGUUCAGAACGCUUAGUAGAAUAGGUAGCAAUGGUCGGUGGACAGUGUUGAAUCAGUUAGUUGACAAAAGCAGGCCAGCCAACACAGUUGGUACGCACGGAAUAUUCUUCACACCGUUCCGUCGACGAGAAUAGACGCUCUUCCGGAUCUCUGGCGACACUUGCCGGACCACGAACACUCUUGUUCCGGGUAUCAGUUUUCAACUGGUUCGUCCACUGGUCUUUGUCUCUUUCUGCCACGUGAUUGGACUAAAAAAAAAAGUGAGAGCAUACUGUGAUAGAUUGUAGAACGUAAAGUGGGCGAAUAAAGUGUAAAAAAAAAAUGAAGAGCUCGGCAUUCUUGCUGCUCCUUGUUACCAUGACCACGUGUCAUGAACCGUUCCAAGUGGUCUUCCAAUGGAACACGAUCGACGUGAUAUGGCCGUCAGAAGAGAAACAAAACUAUGCGACUGAACACGGUGAUUACAUUCCAGCUAACAAUUUCAUAGCUGGUGUCAAAUUUUGGAAGGAUAAAAUGUAUCUGACGGUACCAAGGUGGAAAAGCGGGGUACCAGUGACGCUGGGAGUCACUUCUGCAACCGUGGUGAACGGCAAUACCGCCCCUAAGCUGGAAGCUUUCCCUAACUGGGACAUGCAGGAAGUUGGAGACUGCAACGCCUUCCAGUUGGUCCAAAGUAUGGAGAUCGAUCCAAAAGGACGUAUGUGGGUACUUGAUUCUGGGAAGAUGUCACCUCUCUCCGUAGAAGUGAAGAUCACCUGCCCACCAAGGCUGGUGAUCCUGGAUCUCGAGAACAACGGUGAGAUUUUACGAACCUACGAGUUCCCUCCACAAGUGGCCCGUCACGGUACAGCCCAUCUAAAUGACAUUGUCUUGGAUCACGAGGAUGGUGGCAUGGCGUAUAUCACAGACAGUGAUCGCGAAGAUCCAGGCAUAAUCGUCUACUCCCUCAGUAACAAUACUUCGUGGAAGGUCAGGCAUGAUUCUAUGAAAGCUAAACCCGAAGCAGUAAGAUUCAUGGUCUCUAAGAACCUCAUUAAUAUGCCUAUAUCUGUCGAUGGGAUUGCUCUGUCUCCGGCAAGUGUUGAAGACAGACAAGUAUACUAUUCACCACUGUCUUCCUUCCAUUUGUACUCUAUACCAACAUCGGUGUUGAAGAGCAACCUAAGCAACGUAGAUGAACACGUUAAGGAAUUGGGAAAGAAAAUUUCUCAAACCGAUGGAAUGAUGAUGUCAGCCAAGGGAGCGUUGUACUUUGGACUGCUGGCUGACGAUGCUGUAGCUAUGUGGGACACUAAACAGUCGUUCACUACUGGCCAAAGGGUGAUCUCUAGAGAUCAUGAAAGGAUGCAGUGGCCGGAUACAUUUGCGUUCGAUGAGAAUGGUAACUUUUACUGUGUCACCAAUUCCUUGCAAAAUAUACUGACCAACCGAGUAAACACCAGCGUGCCGAACUAUCGAAUAGUCAGAGCGAAAACUGCAGUCAAGAGUUAUCAGUAUUUGGAGGACGGAACCGCACCGGAGCAGCCAGAGAUACCCACUUCAGUUGCAAACAGGAUUAGUCUCGCAGUUGCUACCGUAUCAACCAUUCUGCUUGCUUUCGUCGUAGUGUAGUAAAAUCUUUCUCCCUUACUUGUUCCCUCGUUCUUUUUUCUUCGAACACAGUCGGGUAUACCAAAGACAUUCGUUUUAUCCUUUCAGUUAAGUAAUGCACAGAUACCCCGUCCAGUGUUUUUGGUGACCUUGAACAUUUAGAGUAAUGAUCGUAGGUGGUUUGGAGUCAUGAUAAAAAGGACAGAGACCUAAGAUUACUUGACCAUUCGCGAUUGCCAUAAGUACUUGCUCAUUUUCCUUGUUUUUCUUAUUACCUUCAUAUUUUAAUUCCAUAGAUACUUGUAUUUGAAGUAUCUCUCUCUUUAAAUAUAUCUGGAAAAAUUAUUAUUCCAGAAGAGGAAAUGGCCUUAAAUGAUCAAUUAAUUUUGCAUGAAACAAAAGUUUUAAUUCACAAUUAUGUAUUAUUCGCGAUGGGACUUGUAAAUCGGUGUUGUCAAAACGAAGCUUAAGAAUCCUUCUAACCAACGAAUAAUUGGAUCAUAAGAUCAAACUGCCUGUUUGCAUAAAAAUCUUGUAAAACGUUUCGUAGUGGCUAUCGAAAGUAUUGACAUGCCAUUUGGUAUAGAGUGUACAUUUUAAUCUGUUAAGAUAUAAAUACAUUAAAUUAUACAUCAUUUAGUAACAUUUUUAUAUGAUUACUAAAAUAUUUAUUUAUUUAUAUAUAAUAUGAUACUAUAAAAAUCAAAUGCGAAAUUGGAUAAAAAAACAUCUCAUUGGAAAAUAAGGCUAUGUGCAAAUACUUUUCAAGACCAUAGAGAAAGUCAAUGUCACUUUUGAUUACAAUUGCUAUUUUUGACAUUUUCAUCGAGCAAAAUUGAUCUCCUGCAAUUCAGUUACCAACAAGCGUUUUUGCAUUGUGGCCUCUGUUGCGAAGAAGAGUAAUAAAUCUAUUUUCUUUUUUCUAACGUCGGCAACGACUUGAUAUUCUUACUUUUUUAUACAGUAUGUUAUAUCAGUCCACUCAAUGAUAAAAAAAGAGGAAGAGAGAAAAUGUUUUCCUAAAUUUUUCAAAACGAGGAUAACUCACUCAUGUUUCUCCUGCAAGAAGAGGAAGACAUUAAAUGAAGAACUCUAACUUCAAAGUAGCAGAACUUUCACUACAUACAAACGUGAUAUAUUAAUGAUUUCAUCAUUAUUCGUUUUCUAUCUUCAUUAAUUCAGUAGUUAAUCGGGCCGUUUAAUUGAAUUGCUGAUCGUUAACUCGGGCCGCAAUAGCCGAACAAAAAGAAUUACAUUUUUAUAUGGGGCGAAACUUUCGCCGCCACACCAUCGCAUUCACACAUAAUUGACCUCGAAUUAACAUCAUCAAUGGAGACUAUUAAAUCUGCCAGUGAAAUUAAGACGCUUCCAGUCCGAUUGCAUGACUUCAAAGGGAAAUUGGAAGAAGUUAGCCACGUUGCGCUUGUAGGGUGUCGUGUACAGUGUUGAAAGGAAGAUGAGGCAUUUGUCAAGACCAUGAUGAAAGCCAUUAUCGAUGAAAGUUCCGGCCGUCGAGGACUCGUCCCUUGAAAAAGAACGAAAUAUCAACGAGCAUGAGUUUAAUGGGAUCAUAGCUCAGCGAGAUAGAAAUGACAACUCGGGAACGAACAGUAGGGCAGCGAUAAUGAAUGAUCUUUUCUAGUUCGAGAAAUCGAUCCUCUGUAACGCGAUACCGACAACAUUCCACGCCUUGGGUUUUGAUUGUAAGUCUCAAAGCGAAUUGUGAUCUAAUACGACGUGUAUUACAUUUAUAGUUUCUAUUUUUUUUAACUAAAUUGUUGCCGAAACAAUUGUGAAGCAUAUUUUGAUUUUCAGGCUAAACAUCUCGACAGUCCAUACUGCUUGAUUUAAUUAGAGCAUCGUCAAUGCGUACAAUCGUUAAAAAGGACAUUCGACCAUACAGAAAGUUAAAUAUUUAGUCAAAUAUUUGUCGAUCCUCUAAUUACUUCAAUCAGUUUGCGAAUACAAAAGUAUUAAUCCCAUUUUGACAUAUAUGAACACAGAGGAUUCAUUUCAAGGGAAACAACCAUUGAUUAUCAGCCCGUUACCAUAUUACCUUGUGUUAGUAACACGACGAUAACUGCUACUAAUUGUAUAUCUGUUAUUUAUAUCCGUGACAUAAUCGUUUUAGUUGCGACAAAAUUAUGUACGAUGAAUCCUCCUAUGACCUUAUGUAAUAGAGAUGUCUAUUUUUUUGAUCAUUUUCUUCUUUUUUUCUUCAUUAGUCGAUCAAUGAAUUUAUUAUAGUACUUUAGUCUCAUCGCCUUAUGAAUUGAACUGUGAAUACGUAUACUAUAUAUAAAUGUAUGUAUGUAUGUAUAAUUAGUGUGUACAUUACACAUGUAACAUGUACGAGUAGCUUUAAUACAUAUGGCCUUAUUUGCGACGAUGAAUUGAAACUGUAUACUACGUUCCGUUGGAAAAUGUGACGUUAUGACUCAUUUGUCUGUAAUCGCUGGUGAAUGCAACUUUCCACCAUUUCACGGCAUAUAUUGCUUACAAUUAUUAUAGAUUCCAGUAUGUUAUUGAAAAUUCAGAUUGAUUCCUCAUUUGCACGAGUAUCUUUAGCGCGUGAACCUGUGUACUAUAAGUUAAUGAAUAAAUAGAAUAGCCCGUCGAAUCGUGUACAUAUACUACUGAUCACAAGUCUCGGACCAUCUCCUUCAUUAUCACAUUUUAAACGCACAAUAAAAUAAACGACACUAUAGAAAAUGUCUGUCUAUAUUCAAUAUUGUUAAGCUUUUGUGCAUUCUAUAAAAUGUUUCAAGAAGAAUUUUUACAAAGGCUGAAUUUGUAUAUAUUUUAAUAUUAUAAGGCUGAAUUUUUGCAAAAUGACACUAUCUAUCAAAUGAUGGCCUCGAACUUCUGCUCAGUAGCUAGAGCUAGAGGCCGACUAUUAAACAGAUACAGAGCCAGUGUGAAAUGAAUCGCUCAUACGGCAUAUCACGCGUUUGAGAUCUACGUUUUCACGUGCAUUUAUUAAUGAAAAAGAGAAAAAGAGAAUAUCCAAUCUAUCGGUGAGUAUCAUCGAUUUAAAGUCCAACAUGGUCUUUCGAAAAAAAGAAACUCGAAGAGGUUCAUCAAAGGAGCAUCGCGGUAAUCUCACUUUCAACCUCUCUUCCCACAAUUGUUUCUUCUUUCAGCACGCAGCGUCCCAGUUUUGCGGCAAAGUGAACCGCACGCACAUUAUUACAUGCCAUGAACGGAGUCGGGAUCUAGCCCUGAACCACGAGUCAACGAACGCCCAGGGAGAGGCUCAGAAGAUUACAAAACUGCGCUGAGAAUACUCGUUGCACCUGAGAUUAAUCGCUUUAAUCUGCUCGGAUCAUCGGGAGCACCUGUUUUUAGCUCCUUUCCGCGGAUCGCAUCUAUUUUUCAAUCAGCCUAAAUCAGUCCAAGAUGGAGAUCACGAAGACUACAAGGAACAAAAGUUCCAGCAAUUCUCAAGUUGUUGAUGAUGAGUUUUAUCUUUCUAAAACAUGGAAAAAAAAAUUCAUAUAUUUAAAGUUACAUGGAAAAUUUUAAUGAGAUAUCAUUAUCAAUUCUUAUGUUUUGUGUUUAUGUUUAUAAUAUUUUUGAAAUGUAUGUAAAAUAGAGAUUGGAGAUAAUACCAGUAGAAAAUCUAUAGAAUGAAUCAUGAAAGGAACGUAAAAAUACCGAAUGAGUGGCUUUGAAAAGAUGUCACGACAUUCAAUUGCGUUUACAACAAAUGAUGUCAUCGCACUAUGAAAAGAAUAUUAAGUGUCUUUCGACUCGUAGACAGAGUUCGAUGUUCAAAGUUGUUGAAGAUGGUUUCCAUUCGCUCGUCGGAGGAUUAAGUGCUAACCGAGAUGUUCAGAAAGACUGGUCGACGAAAAAUUUGGCUAAAAUUAAAAGCAUUAGGUACCGCGUCAUACCGACUACCCAUAUUUAAAUGUCGAUCAUACAUUCCCUCCUCGCUACAGCUACAGCAGUUGAACCAUUAAAUUGAAUCAAACAAUUCCGAAUGAUGAACGAAUAUUACACAUUAAGAACUCAAGAAAUAUUUAACAAGUGAUCGAAGAAUUCAAACAAACGUUGUCUUCGUUUGUUUAAAAAGUCACGCUUAUAAAACAUAUCCGAUAGGGCUAUACACUUAUCAUGGUGUUGUUCUUAGACAAGUAGUCGGUAACCAGUAUUGAACGAUAUUAGAAAAUAUUAUAAAAGAUCUGUUAUGAAAGAUCGUAAGGUUUCGAUGAUCGACCAGUCUUCCGGAAUUUUAAUCAAGAGCGGCCUUUGCGUCGCUUUUUAACUGCGGAAACGGGUGUCGACAGUACACAGCAAGGUUCUAUCGUAUAGUAGAUUGUAGAUUUAUAAGUAUGCUUUCUAUUACGAGAGAAGCUGGAUUGAAGUUUCGUUUUGUUUCGUCGAGGGUCUCGCUCAGUUGAGCCCGAUUACAGCUGACUUUCAGGCUGGAACGCUUUACGUGUGAUUGUAGAAUCGUUUCCUGUUUAGUCCAUUCUCUUAAACCUACAAAGGAAAAGUUCACAUUAGAUAAUCAGUAGCAUGAUGACAAUUACGUUGAUGAUAAUGCCCGGCUAAAUGAUUUUCGAGAAACGAAACGGAAUGGAACGAAAGUACGUUAAUUACAUUAUUUCGACGUCGUUCUACAUAUUAGUAAAUCUCCGUAUAUUAAGAAGAUUAAUAUAUUUUCUAUAGCAGUGAUAGUUCUUUAAUAAGUAAUACGAAUAAUUUUUCUGCGUGAAAACACAGAAGAACGAAAUUGUUUCGCGUGGAUUUUGAAAAUUUGUGGAAUGUGUAUACGGUAGCAUUUAUAGCAGAAAAUGCUAUUUUUACCAAUGGAAACAAUGAUUGUCUCUAUCCGGGUCAUGGAUUUUUUCAAAAUCGCAUGAGAGAUUCGUGUGGAGGAAUUUCAUCUUUCACGUGGAAUUGAUCAUUUUUGAUGAAACACCCUAUACAUUACGUAGAAUAGCGGUACAGAUUCAAAUAGAAAAUGCACUGCCAUUCAUAUCGAUAAUAAUUUUAUUACUGUGUGUUUUAGAAGAAUGUAGUACUGCUAUUGUAUAGUGCUUAUGUAAAUUAUGCCUUAUUAAUAAAGAGAUAGAUGUUAACAGU